Molecule: messenger RNA, 167 nt
Organism: Pterocles gutturalis (yellow-throated sandgrouse)
Lineage: Eukaryota; Metazoa; Chordata; Aves; Pterocliformes; Pteroclidae
Product: PHD finger protein 19-like
Exons: 2
Source: RefSeq, a predicted model, not a curated record
GCUACCGAGAGCUGAUGGUGAAGCUGACGGAGGGACAGUACGUGCUGUGCCGCUGGACCGACGGGCUCUACUACCUCGGGAAGAUCAAAAGGGUGAGCGGCUCCAAGCAGAGCUGCCUCGUCACCUUUGAGGACAACUCCAAGUACUGGGUCCUCUGGAAGGACAUC